Messenger RNA from Staurois parvus, 359 nucleotides. The record is from the annotation of a GenBank genome assembly. NCBI's taxonomy places the organism in Eukaryota, Metazoa, Chordata, Amphibia, Anura, Ranidae.
AUGGGGCACCCGGGCAAUAGGGGAUCGUGGGGCCCCUGUGGCCCAAACAAAAAAAACUAUGAAAAAGGUACCAGGGGCAUCUCAUGGGGCCCCCUACUGACCCCGGGCCCUCGGACAGUGCCUGAGUUUCCAAAUGGUCAGUCUGCCCCUGCUUCAAGAUGACAAAUGUUGGUGCCGUGCAGGGGCGGACUGACAACUCAUGGGGCCCCCGGGCAAAAGGGGAUCAUGGGGCCCCUGUGUCCUUGCACACACUCAAAAAAGCCUAUAAAAAAGGUACCAGGGGCAUUUCAUGGGGCCCCCUACUGACCCCGGGCCCUCGGGCAGUGCCCGAGUGCUUGAAUGGUCAGUCCGCCCCUGCG